GCACGACACGUCACUGCGAGAGACCUACUUAAGCAAGGCACGGAGCAUCGAUCCCAUCCAUCAAUCAUGUCCGGCGCGCAAGGAGCACAGCCGAAGGGCGCUUUCACGGCGACCACCUACACGUCGGCGGGUGCAGCCGCUGGUGGCGAGGAGAGCCGGCAGCCGCCGAGGACCGAGCUCCGGUCGGUCGAGGACGAGCGCGGCCUGCCCGUCAGGAAGCUCGAGGACACGGUCCAGGCCGCCGCAGGCAAGGGCGGGCCGGUGUUCGGCGCCGGCACGGAGGAGGGGAAGCCCGACCUCGGCGUCACCGGCACCGGCGGAGGCUAGCUGUUAGUUCAACCUUGAAGUGCUAUGUUAAAUGGUGCGUGUGCAAGUGCAGUGUAAAACUGUGAUGAACUAGUAAUUAUGUAACAUCAAGGACUGGAAUAAGAUAAGACAAUCGAUAUUAUCAGAC
Molecule: messenger RNA, 454 nt
Organism: Phragmites australis (common reed)
Lineage: Eukaryota; Viridiplantae; Streptophyta; Magnoliopsida; Poales; Poaceae
Exons: 1
Coding region: 67-327 (86 amino acids)
Source: RefSeq, a predicted model, not a curated record